AUGCAGCAUUCGAGGACAGCUAUACUUUCCCUUUCCGCUUCUCAUCCACCAGUUUCAAAACACAGAAAUUUUUUUUCAUAAUCCCUAACAUUUUUUAUCCAUGUCCUGACUUCCCAGUUUCACUGUCACCUCACCUCCCUCCCUCAUGGCUUCCUCCAUUCUGAAUUCGUUCUUACUACUCUUCUUCUUACUCUCUCUGCUCUUCUUCUCCACAACAUGGGCUCUCGACUCUUCUUCUUUUUCUUCCACUACUACCACUUCUCUAGAUUCCCAUCUCUCUUCUAUAAGAUCUGUCUGCAAAUCCACACCAUACCCAGACGUCUGUUUCGACUCACUCAAGCUCUCCAUUUCAAUAAACAUAAGUCCCAACAUCCUCUCCUAUCUCCUUCAGUCCCUUCAAACAGCCUUAUCCGAAGCUGGAAAGCUGUCCAAUCUAUUUUCCCAAGUGGGACCCUCCAACAUCAUCGAGAAACAGAGGGGAGCCGUCCAGGACUGCAAGGACCUCCACCAAAUAACAGUGUCCUGUCUGCAGAAAUCAGUGUCCAGAGUCAACUCAGCUAACACCCAAAAACUAGCCGAUGCGAGGACCUUCCUCAGCGCAGCCCUCACCAACAAGAACACUUGCUUAGAAGGCCUUGAUUUCGCAUCGGGUCCUCUGAAACCGACCCUGGUGAACUCUAUAAUCACCACUUACAAGCAAGUCAGCAAUUCUCUCUCAAUUCUCUCUGGUUCCAAUUUUGAACCACCGGCCGCAUUGAAUGGCCACAACAAGCGCCGCCGUCUCAUGGGCAUGGGUUUUCCGGAAUGGGGGAUUUCAGGGAAGGACCGCCGCAUCUUGCAGAGUUCCGGCGACGCAUAUGAUCCGAGCCAGGUGCUCACGGUGGCCGCGGAUGGAAGUGGAAACUUUACGACAGUCACUGAUGCUGUUAAUUUCGCGCCAAACAACAGUGAUGUGAGAAUAAUUAUAUAUGUGAGAGAAGGGGUUUAUGAGGAGAAUGUGGAGAUACCAAAUAACAAGCCCAACAUUGUGAUGUUUGGAGAUGGAAGCGAUGUUACUGUAAUUACGGGCAACAGAAGCGUGGUGGAUGGUUGGACUACUUUCAGAUCAGCCACUGUUGCUGUCUCCGGGGAUGGGUUUCUGGCAAGUGACAUAACUUUCGAGAACAGGGCUGGACCCGAGAAGUACCAAGCAGUUGCACUGCGCAUCAAUGCGGACUUAGCAGCAGUGUACAGGUGCACCAUAAUCGGUUACCAAGACACACUCUACGUCCAUUCCUUCAGACAAUUUUAUAGAGAAUGCGACAUUUAUGGGACCAUUGAUUUCAUAUUCGGUAACGCAGCCGUUGUUUUCCAGGCAUCCAACAUAGUAUCAAGAAAGCCCAUGCCAGGGCAGUUCACAGUGAUCACUGCCCAGUCCAGGGACAUUCCAGACGAGAACACUGGGAUAUCCAUACAGAACUGUUCCAUUUUGGCUGCAGAGGACUUGUACAACAUGAAUAAUUCCAGCAGCAGCAAGAUCAAGAGCUAUCUGGGGAGGCCGUGGAAGGUGUACGCUCAAACGGUGUAUAUUGAAUCGUACAUUGAUGAAUUCAUCGAUCCGGCGGGGUGGACGGAGUGGCCUUCUAGUGAUCCUCAAGGAGGCUUGGACAGUUUGUACUAUGGAGAAUAUGAGAAUAGUGGGCCGGGUUCGGGGACUGAGAAUCGAGUCAGUUGGGCAGGGUACCACGUAAUGGAUUACUAUGAUGCCUCUAAUUUCACAGUGUCUGAGUUUAUAACUGGAGAUGAAUGGCUGGAUUCUACUUCCUUCCCAUAUGAUGAUGGGCUUUAAUCUAAUACUAUAUAAUAAUGUCUUUUUUUUUUUUUUUCUUUUUAAUUCAUAAUGUGUUUGUCACUGUUGGUAAUUCGAUGAGUACAGUAAAAUGUACGUACCUGAUAGUCAUGAAAAAAAUUAAAAGAGAGAAGUUAUGAGAUGAUUGAAGGAUUGAACAAGUGUUUAAUGUUAGU
Camellia sinensis is the source of this 2004-nucleotide messenger RNA. Its product is annotated as Plant invertase/pectin methylesterase inhibitor superfamily. Gene Ontology annotation, biological process: cell wall modification. The record is from RefSeq and is a predicted model, not a curated record. Gene Ontology annotation, molecular function: enzyme inhibitor activity; pectinesterase activity. Lineage: Eukaryota; Viridiplantae; Streptophyta; Magnoliopsida; Ericales; Theaceae.